UGGGGCGCGUCACAGGUGGUAGAACCCUUCCAGCAGUGUGUGUGUGUGUGUAUUUUUUGUGUGUUUUUGUUUUCACUCCUUCAGUCUGCCAAACUUGGUCGCGUAUUGUGUGAAGUGUGCUAGUGACAAGAAUGCCGUUCGACAAGAAGCAUUUGCUGCUGCUGCUGGACCGCCCCCGGGAACCGGUGUUCAUGGGCAAGGGUCGCGUUGUGUUCGACGUGCCGGACAACUAUUUGACCGAUCGGUACCGGCCCAUCGGUUCCGAAAUCCAGAACCGCUUCGGCGAGAAUGCGGAGGAGCGCAUCCCGGUGCGCAGUAUCGCGCUGCCCGAUCUUCGCAUACCGAUGUCGCUCGGGCGGCAGGAACAGUUUUCGCUCUUCAUUCCACGCCAUCGGAAAAUUGCCGCACGCUUGAUUGACAUCUUUAUGGGAAUGCGUAAUGUGGAGGAUCUGCAGAGCUGUGCCGUUUUCGCGCGCGACCGCAUCAACCCGUACCUGUUCAACUAUGCGCUCUCCGUUGCGCUGCUGCACCGGAAGGAUACGCACGAUCUCGAUCUGCCCACCAUCAUCGAAGUCUUCCCGGACAAGUACGUCGACUCGAAGGUGUUUUCGCAGAUCCGCGAGGAGGCCACCGUCGUGCCGGAGGGUAUGCGGAUGCCCAUCGUCAUCCCGAAGGACUACACGGCCUCCGAUCUGGACGAGGAGCACCGGCUGUGGUACUUCCGGGAGGACAUUGGGGUGAAUCUGCACCACUGGCACUGGCAUCUGGUGUACCCGUUCGAUGCCUCUAACCGGGCGAUCGUGGACAAGGACCGGCGGGGCGAGCUGUUCUACUACAUGCACCAGCAGCUGGUGGCCCGGUACAACUUCGAGCGGUUCAGCAACCGGUUGCAGCGCGUCAAGCGGCUAAACAACCUGCGCGAACCGAUCAGCGAGGGCUACUUCCCGAAGCUGGACUCCCUGGUGGCUAGCCGGGCCUGGCCAGGCCGGGUCGAUGCGAGCGUGCUGAAGGAUCUGAACCGCGAGGCGGACCAGAUCAAGCAGGACGUGGCCGAUCUGGAGCGCUGGAUCGAUCGCAUUUACGAGGCGAUUCAUCAGGGUUUCGUGGUCGAUGAAUCCGGUAACCGCAUCCCGCUGGACGAGCAGAAGGGAAUCGACCAUCUUGGCAACAUUAUCGAGUCGUCCAUCCUGUCCCCGAACCGGCAGCUAUACGGUGACAUGCACAACAUGGGGCACGUGUUCAUCUCGUACGCCCAUGAUCCGGACCAUCGGCAUCUCGAGUCGUUCGGGGUGAUGGGCGACGUGGCGACGGCCAUGCGCGAUCCGGUGUUUUACCGCUGGCACUCGUACAUCGACGAUAUCUUCCAGGAGCACAAGAACAAGCUGCCACCGUACACCCGCUCCCAGCUGACGUUCGACGGGAUCUCCAUCACCGGCAUUACCGUGCAGCCCGAGGACGGUCCGCCCAACACGUUCCAGACGUUCUGGCAGCAGUCGGACGUGGAUUUGUCGCGCGGCAUGGACUUUGUACCGAGGGGCAACGUGUUUGCAAGGUUCACCCAUCUGCAACACUCCCCGUUCGUGACCACCAUCAUGAUCGAGAACGAUUCCGAUGCCCAGCGGAUGGCGUUUGUGCGCGUAUUUCUCGCACCGAAAAACGACGAACGCGGCACACCGAUGGUGUUCCGCGACCAGCGACUGUUCAUGAUAGAGCUAGACAAGUUCCUGGUAGCCUUACGCCCCGGUGCGAACCGGAUUCGACGUCGUUCGAAGGAAUCCACCGUCACAAUUCCGUUCGAGCGCACGUUCCGCAACCUGGACCAGAACCGACCGGAAGCGGAUACGCCCCAGGAGGCUGAGUUCAACUUCUGCGGCUGUGGCUGGCCAGCGCACAUGCUCAUACCGAAGGGGCUGCCGGAAGGAUUGCCCGCCGACCUGUUUAUCAUGGUGUCGAACUAUGAGGAGGAUCGCGUGGUGCAGGAUCUGGUCGGCACGUGCAACGAUGCUGCGUCGUACUGUGGGGUGCGCGAUCGACUCUACCCGGAUCGGAAGGCGAUGGGCUAUCCGUUUGAUCGGGCCGCACGCAGUGGGGUGGACAGUUUGGCCAACUUCCUGACACCCAACAUGGCGGUCCAGUCGAUCACGGUAGUGCACAACGAUCGCACUGUGAACAGAACGGGCUAGAUUGGUACCAGCCCACGCAGGAGGGUAUCCUUAUGCUUUAACUCCGCACAGAAUUGGUUCGAUUUACGCAUUCCUUUCGAUUACUUUUAUUUUCUUUUUGCUCUAAUAACAUUUUACCAACGAUAAUAUGUGUUAGAAUGUAGUGUAUGCCUCUGUUGUCCACUCUUGGUGGGCAUACAAUGUACUCUUCGUCGUAACAAAUGAUUGAUGCUGAAUAAAUCUGCUAAUAUGCUAAUAGCCAAUAA
This is a messenger RNA of Anopheles arabiensis, 2428 nucleotides long. RefSeq names its product phenoloxidase 2. The record is from RefSeq and is a predicted model, not a curated record. Gene Ontology annotation, molecular function: oxidoreductase activity. Bases 132 to 2183 code for a protein of 683 amino acids. Lineage: Eukaryota; Metazoa; Arthropoda; Insecta; Diptera; Culicidae. The transcript is spliced from 5 exons.